Molecule: messenger RNA, 792 nt
Organism: Prorocentrum cordatum
Lineage: Eukaryota; Dinophyceae; Prorocentrales; Prorocentraceae
Source: the annotation of a GenBank genome assembly
GACGGCAACGGCAAGAAGCUGCACGAGACGGCCGCAGACGGAAGCUACACGAUCAUCAUUACCAAGAUAUCCAGCGGCGAGGACCACCACACUUGGCGCGACGGACGCGGUAACAAGCACCGAAUGUAUUACCUCAUGACUAACGAGUUUAUCACACCUAAGAUCACAGACGUCCACACACCCAACGACAUCGAGGCCAUGAAGAAGCAGGAGAAGCGCGACCGCAACAGGGAGGACCACACGCCAAGCACAACAACUGCGCAUUGGACCAUUCGACAUACAGCACCUAAGCAUUUCUUCCCGAAGACCGACAGGAACCAGCUGAAGUCAGACGAGGCGGCCCGCAGCUUCAAGGAUGCGCUCAAUUCUACGACCCUCCCAGCCUGGAACAUGAAUUGCGACGAGCACCACGCCAUCCACUACGUCGCCCACCAAGACCGCAGCAAUCUUUACCACCAGUACUUCUUCGACACCGCCAAGCAGAUGAUCCGAAAUACCAGGAAGUGUAUCGUCAAGCUGUUCGACAGAGACUACGACUAUUUCGUGGAAGAACAGGCCCACUUUGCCAUGGAAGCGAAACACAACGGCGACUCCUUCACCGAAUGGAAGUACACAACGAAAUUGCUGAUCUUUGGCGGCAGGAAACGACAGAAGAAGAGGGCGUACCCACUAAUGGUCACAUCGGACGGUAGCGCAGUCAUCAGCACGGUCAGGAAAGCGGAAGAGGCGACAAAGCAUUUCGGCGACAACGAAGCAGCGAAGUUCAUGACGCAGCAGGAAGUCAUCGACUGA